Molecule: messenger RNA, 819 nt
Organism: Penaeus monodon (black tiger shrimp)
Lineage: Eukaryota; Metazoa; Arthropoda; Malacostraca; Decapoda; Penaeidae
Exons: 4
Coding region: 1-819 (272 amino acids)
Biological process (GO): DNA integration
Molecular function (GO): nucleic acid binding
Source: RefSeq, a predicted model, not a curated record
AUGCAAUCAGUGCCACACUCCAAUUUUAAAUUAAAUCUCACCAAAUUCUGCAUUGUUCGUCCUCUUCAAACGAAACGUGCUGCAGAGGUUGCCUUCCAGCUUGUAGAUAUCUUCCUUCUCAUGGGUGCCCCUGCUUUUCUUCAAAGUGAUAAUGGCUUAGAGUUCACAUCCAGGGUGAUUACUGAGUUAAAAGAAAUGUGGCCAAGUCUCACCAUGGUUCCUGAGAAGCCCCGUCAUCCACAAAGUCAGGGUUCUGUGGAACGGAUAAAGUGCCCUCCAUACUCUGCUACGUUUGGUUGUGAAGUCAGAGUUGGCCUGACUUCUUCACCUCUCCCCACAGAAGUUGUUUCAAGGUUGGAGAGUGAGGAUGAUCUCAUAGAAGUUAUGUCUGGAGAUGAUACAACAACAACAACAGGUUCUGCUGCAAGUUCUACUGGUUCAAAACGAAGAGUGGAAGCAUACAGAGGGCAGGUAUCCCAAGCUGAGAGAACGGUCAAACACAGUCGCUUAGACUUUAAAGCUGGUGAGCUUGGUGGCAAUGUUGCAGUCCCCAUUUCAGCUGUGGGUCGUGGUAGAGGAGAUCCGCAGAAUACCCUGGGUGCUAUUGUCAGCAGAGAUUUGGACAAUGACCAGUAUAAGAUCGCUGUGAAGUCGGGUGUUCUAAAGGCGUUUGCUGAUAGAAUAAAUCAGGUUAAUGCAGUGUCACAUCGAGAAGCUGUUAUUGCAGAAUCUGCAUGUGGUGGUCAGGCAUUCACUAGAUGCAACUGUAGUGGUCCAAAGAUAUGUUCUACUAAUAGAUGUGUUUCAAAGCUAAAGUGA